This is a messenger RNA of Loxodonta africana (African savanna elephant), 1769 nucleotides long. Its product is annotated as olfactory receptor 10AG1-like. The coding region runs from base 729 to 1670 and encodes 313 amino acids. Lineage: Eukaryota; Metazoa; Chordata; Mammalia; Proboscidea; Elephantidae. The transcript has a single exon. Gene Ontology annotation, cellular component: plasma membrane. Gene Ontology annotation, biological process: G protein-coupled receptor signaling pathway; detection of chemical stimulus involved in sensory perception of smell. The record is from RefSeq and is a predicted model, not a curated record. Gene Ontology annotation, molecular function: G protein-coupled receptor activity; olfactory receptor activity.
CUUUCCUUCUCCUGUCCCACACACAUACACACAGGUAACAAAUACCCUCCAUGCUAUCCCUGUUUUUCCAGGGUGAUUACAUUUAUUGUUUAUAUCUGAAUCAAUGUACCCAGGCUAAGUACCCUGAACAGAAUCCUCUUAUCUUACCCAGUUCAUAUCCUACCAAAAGAUAUUUGUUUUAUUCCUCUAUACAGAAUGAAAUAUUCUUUCAGUUUUCUUUUAAACUACCUAAUAUGAAUUAUUUAAUAGGAACUUAUAUGCUCAAAAUGGUCAAAUAUGGAAGAAUGAAGCAUUGAAAUAGGCAAUUGAAAAUGUAUGUGAGAAGACACUUUAUGAUACAGUGUUUGAGAAGCGUGAUGAGAAAAUGCAUAGAGAAGUACAAUAGGAUUGUCAAGACAUGUAAUUAAUUUAAAGUGAGAUUAGAUGGCAAAGCUCAUCUCCAGUAGUUGCCAAUUGCUCUAAUCCCUCUGCUGAGUCAGGUCUGGCUUAAUUUAUUCUGGUCUGUGCUCCAAAAGUACAGUGAAAUGACCUUAAAAUAAAUUUGAUGGGACUGUUCACUGUGAUUUAACAGGGGGACCUGGAACAUAUAUAAAUAGUAUCAUUCUUAAAGUGCAAACAAUAGCAGUGAUCCUAAAAUCCAAUGCAGACACCUUAAUACAGUUUAGAGAAGAGGCAAAGAGAUACAGGAAGGUAAAGGAAAUGCACAUGUCAAUUUACCUUUUCCACAGAUGAAUCAUCAAGGAAAACCACCAGAAGAAAAUCUAACUGAACUGAUGGAAUUUGUUCUCUUGGACUUUGCUGAUAUGCCCCAUUUCCAGUGGUUUCUUUUUGGAUUAUUUUUUAUCAUCUAUAUCAUUAUCCUGAUGAGCAAUGGCACCAUAUUUCUAAUAACAAAAAUGGAUCCUGCUCUCCAGAGCCCUAUGUAUUUUUUCCUGGCAAAUUUUUCCUUCUUGGAAAUCUGCUAUGUAUCAGCUAUUCUCCCCAGAAUGCUAAUGAAUCUAGGAACCCAGAGAAGAAGAAUUUCCUUAGUUGCCUGUGCUACACAGAUGUGUUUUUUCCUUAUGUUUGGAGGGACAGAGUGUUUGCUCCUGGCAGUGAUGGCCUACGACCGUUAUGUGGCCAUUUGUAACCCUCUGAAUUAUCCUCUAGUCAUGAACCACAGAGUUUGUAUCCAGUUGGUGACUGGGUCCUGGACCAUUGGAAUCCCAGUUAUGGUAGGGCAUACAUAUCAAAUUUUCUCCCUGCCUUUUUGUGGAUCAAACCAAAUUAAUCACUUCUUCUGUGACAUUCCCCCAAUACUCAAGCUAGCUUGUGGGGACAUCUUUGUAAAUGAGAUGUUGGUCUACAUAGUUGCUGUGUUAUUUGGCAUGGUUCCAUUUCUGUUGAUACUUGGCUCUUACAGUACAAUCUUAUCAGUCAUCUUGAAGUUACCAUCAGCCACAAGUCGAGCCAAAGCCUUUUCCACCUGCUCCUCUCAUCUUACGGUUGUGGUGUUAUUCUUUGGGUCAGUCAUUAUUACAUACUUAACUUCCACCAUCAGACUCUCAGAGGGAACUGACAAAGUGCUAUCUCUUUUAUAUACUAUCCUAACUCCUAUGUUUAAUCCCAUGAUAUAUAGUCUAAGGAAUAAGGAUGUCAUAAAGGCACUGAGAAAAUUGUUAUGUAAAUAAUUCACUUCAUUUAAAAAUAAAUUAAAUUAUAAUAAAAUUGAUAUCUUAUGUAGUUUUAAUCAAGUUUCAGUAAAUGUAUACCUUUAACUAUACCUUUUU